AUGGAAAUGGAUAUCUGCAUAGACCUUCGUGCAUUCAGGCCGGGUCAGUCUGACCCAGUCUGGUCUCUAAUGCUUUGUAUCUAUAUACUUGUAAGCUGUAUAAUUGGUUGCUUGGACUGACCAUUUUUAAUACAUAACAGGUAUAUUCAUUUUACGAGAAUUUAACUUCAAUCAUCGUUCUGAUAAAGUGUCUAAUCAGAGUAAGAAAUCUGUAAUUUUAUAUUAGAAAAGUGAACCGUAGAAUGAGUAGGCCUAUUGCUAUGUGUCGCACUUAUUGUUGAGAACACUGGCGUUAUUCCAGAUUCGAGUUCAGGGUUAUGUUUACUAAAAUGUUACACUAACCGGCCCAGGGCUGGAGACAUGUGGGCACUAACAAAGACGGCACUUGUCACUUCUCGAAUUCUAAUUGCAAACAGUUGUGCUAGAACCACAUGGCGAAACUAAACGAGUUCAUACUUCAUUCUGGAAGUGAGGAGCGUUGCCCAAAGCUAAGCCGGACGUUCUGCCCAGCUUCGAUCAUAUAGACUUCUACGACAAUUUCACUAAAAAAACCGGCUCGAAUCCUACCUUGUUUUUGCUAUCCACAGAUUCCCUAAAACGCCCGAAAGGCAAUAUGUCAAAGCCAGUAUUGGACAUGCAACUCUUAAAAGAGAUCGACAAAUGUUUGUGAAUGAGUGCCACAAUUUCGCUGUACUGGGCGAAAGGUACCAACAUGAUGACAGCUACACAAGUUCCAGACGACCCAUGUGUCGAAAAGUUGUUCAAAGGACAUCGAGGCACAAUAACAGCUGUCGAUUUUAAUCCCAACAUGAAACAACUUGCGUCUGUCUCCAUGGAUGGUUGUCUGAUGGUAUGGAACAUAAAACCCCAGAUUAGAGCCUACAGAUAUGUUGGACAUAAGAGCGCUGUUAUGGAUGUGUGUUUUUCUCCAGCUGGUCACCUUGUAGCAUCUGCAUCUCGAGACAAAACUGUACGGUUGUGGAUCCCCAAUUUGAAAGGAGAAUCAACAGUGUUCCGAGCCCACACAGGCACUGUGAGGAGUGUGGACUUUUCAGGUGAUGGACAGUCUCUUCUCACAGCCUCUGAUGACAAGACUAUAAAGGUAUGGACAGUUCAUCGUCAAAAGUUUUUAUACUCGCUCACUGAACACAUGAACUGGGUACGAUGUGCCAGAUUUUCCCCUGAUUCACGUCUUAUAGUAUCCGGCAGUGAUGACAAAAAUGUCAAGAUAUGGGAUGCAGCCAGUAAAACAGUGAUCCAUACAUUUCAUCAGCAUGGCGGAUUUGUUAACCAUGUGGAGUUCCACCCAAGUGGCACAUGUAUAGCCUCAGCAGGGACAGACAGCACGGUAAAAGUCUGGGACAUUCGGACAAACAAAUUGCUUCAGCAUUAUACAGCUCACUCUGGUCCAGUGAACAGCUUGUCAUUUCAUCCCAGCGGCGAUUACCUCAUCACAGCCUCUGAUGACUCGACUCUCAAAGUUUUUGACUUGUUGGAGGGAAGACCUUACUACACACUGCAUGGUCAUCAGGGUCCUUGUACAGCUGUGGCCUUCUCUAGAACAGGCUCAUUUUUUGCCUCAGGUGGAUCAGAUGAUCAGGUCUUUAUGUGGAGGACAAACUUUGAUGAAGAUAUGGUGAUCAAAGAAAGGCGAUCAGCUGUUUCAGAACCUCCAACCAUACGGGACAUACCACCAAGAGCAAAGACACCUCUGAUGAACGAAGUGGACCAGCAUGAGGCCAGAAAUAGGUUGUAUAGCAGGGAGAAUGAUGUAUACGUACCAAAAUCAGCAGAGGUACAAGCAUCCACUGUGGGAGCCAACGGUAUGAAUGGGAUAAGCCCCAUUCUUGACAACGCAUAUCAGAGCGAUAUAGAAGAUGUACCUGUAGGAAAAAUUGGCAAUGCUACAAGAGAGCCAGUGAAGGAACAGAACCAACUACCGUCAAAUAUAAAUUCUACAAAACAAAAAAUACUCCCACCAGAGUUGGCCAAUACAAUGCAGCAAAUUGUUGGACAGCUUGAAAUUCUCACGCAGACGGUGUCAAUAUUGGAACAAAGAUUGACAAUGACUGAAAAUGUUUUACAAGACUGCGUCAAAAACCAAAGAAAAAUCAUGGGACGGACUGUCUCUGACUAAAGGAAUUGGUGCAUUCCAGGAAUGAUGAUGUACUCAUCAUAGACUUUUAUUCUGCAAUGCAGUAUAUUUGUAUUCUACGGCAGCAGAUAUUUCAUGUAGGUGCCAACAUAAGCUGACGUGUUCAUCGCAAAACACAGCCUGGAUGUUGCAACUUUUGUAAUUUGGGAUACUACAUACUACAGCAUCAACAAUUAUUAUGCAAUUUAAAAACUUUCAAUCAUGACACUAAAUGAUGGGAACAUCACUUUGACAUCUUUUUUUGUACUUAAUUCAGAAACAUGAGAAGUAGCGUUGCAUGUAUAGUAUAGAUGUACUUGCAAGGUGGAUACCACUUGGUGUAAAACCUGGCUUUACUCUUGUGUACAUGUUUUAUUUUCUGUCUUUCAGUGUUUUUAAUAAUAUGGUAGAGUGUAAAAAUAUGUAUAGUAUUUAUUAAACUUUUCAGAUACUGAAAUCUCAGUAGUGACAUACAAGUAACUGUAGUUAUAUUUGGAUCAAAGGUCAUAUCCUACUUUCACUACCUUUAAUUAUUUUAAAAACGCAAAAUUUGAAUAUUGAAAAGAAAUUUCUGGAUGCCUCUUUCUGUACAGAUUUGUAAUGUGAAAAUGUAGAAUGUAACAUUGUGUAAACAGGUUGAAAUAAAUAGUGGAUAUAAAACAGGUAUUUGUAUGUAAAACCUUGUGCUUAUGGCCCUGCUUACAAUAACUUGCUCUGAGGAAGAUAAUUAUACAGCCUGAAUAUAUAUACAUACAUGUGUCUUGACCCAACAAGGUGAAAUGCUGUUUUGGCCAAACUCUCUCUGUUUGCUAGUAUUACUGGAUAGAUAUAUUUCUGAAUAAUAACAAGGCUUUGAUACAUUAUAAUGUGUUGCUGACAAAAAAUCCGUCCAGGUUUGAUAUAUGCAAAUUUCCCGCUAUUGUUAUACAAUUUGAAAUUUGUGGGAGUUCAGAUUUCACUUUAUCCAUGCUUCAACCCAAAAUAUCUCCCUCAUUCUUUGAUGUGUGCUCUGACAUUCACUGAGCUAUAGACACACCUGGCACACCCUAUGAAGAUAUUAAUAGGAUGUUUACUUUUCAAAAUGUAAUGUUUAUAUCUAUAAUGCUCUUAUGAAUAUAAAAAGUUUGUGAUAUCAGACCUGAAGUAUGCAUCCUUUAGCAGCCAGAUCAGUUCAAGCCACAAUGUUGCCAUACUUAGAACAAGUGCAGUUUAACAGAAUUAGCUCCGUGGACUGUGCUUUUGUUUGCACGUUUAACAUUGACUAUAUAGCAGAGUUAAAGAUCUGAAUGUUAAUCCUCCCUGGCGAAUCAUGUGAUAUUCCCUUAUUUAUUUAAGGUAAUGUUUGAUAAAUAAAGUAUAACA
This is a messenger RNA of Liolophura sinensis, 3496 nucleotides long. Its product is annotated as POC1 centriolar protein homolog A-like. Gene Ontology annotation, molecular function: protein binding. Gene Ontology annotation, biological process: cilium assembly. The coding region runs from base 671 to 2137 and encodes 488 amino acids. The transcript has 16 exons. The record is from RefSeq and is a predicted model, not a curated record. Gene Ontology annotation, cellular component: centriole; ciliary basal body. NCBI's taxonomy places the organism in Eukaryota, Metazoa, Mollusca, Polyplacophora, Chitonida, Chitonidae.